This is a messenger RNA of Plasmodium fragile, 2430 nucleotides long. RefSeq lists its product as uncharacterized. The transcript has a single exon. The record is from RefSeq and is a predicted model, not a curated record. Lineage: Eukaryota; Apicomplexa; Aconoidasida; Haemosporida; Plasmodiidae. Bases 1 to 2430 code for a protein of 809 amino acids.
AUGUACUCCCUAUGGAAGGAAGUCAGCGAGCAGAUAAAAAAAAAAGCGGAAGAUUUAAAUAACAGCCUUCAAGAAUUUAACUCUAAUGGUAAUCAUCCUUUAGAGGGUUCCUCCAAUGAAGGUAACGGGAAAAGGCAGGAGGGAGGGACCACACAGGUUUCCCCAGACACGAGCCUAAAGAAUUGCAUACAGGAAAAAUUUCACAUCAUAAAUGAUAAAUACAUUAAUGGGAAGGAUUUCCCGGAGCUACACUAUUACAAUGAAAAACUUCUAAGUGGCUUUAACAGCUUUAAGAGGAUUGUGGGGGAUAUUUAUAAGGACAAGCUGAGCAGUGGGAGUGAUGGCGUCCUUCGCUGUGAUGGCGAUGUUGGCCACUCGCAGGGGCAAAAGUUCUACCUGUCCAAAAUCGUACCCUGGAAAAAAGGGGACAUUAUGAUUUCCAAAAUUUACAGAAAAAAAUAUCAAGAAGGAUUUCCAAUCAAUUUGCCUGACCCAAAUUUAAAUUCCUAUGUAUAUAAAAAAAUUUUAAAAUUAAAUGUGGAUCGAAAUAAAAUUUUACACACAAAUAUUUUACAAAAUUAUAACUUCAAUUGGAGCAAGAAAAAGGAACAGAGUGAAAAGAUAAUGAUGGAGGACCCAAACUUGGAACAGACCAAAAGAUUUCUCGUGCCCUUUCACAUGUCUGAGCUGGAUUUCUGGAGGUCCUACUUUUUCAACAUUGAUAUUAUAUAUAACGAAAUUGCCGACGAUAUAUACGAGAGUAGGAAGAAUUUUCCUGACUCUGAUGGGCCACUGCACUUUGUGCCCCUUCCAUGUGAUGGCGGAGGGGAGCAUGGGCAGUCCCCCAUUUCAGCGGCGACGUCAAAUGUGGCCACGUCCCAUGCGGUGACACCGCCUGAGGCAGCCAACCAGGGGACCCCUCCUCCCACGAAUGGGAAAGAAACCACGGUGGACGAAACAUCAGGAGGGGGGCAAUUAACGAAAAAGUUGGACUUCCCACCGUUGGAGCAGCCUGCCCAAGAGGAGACACCGAAGGAGUGGGAGAAACACAAAGAGAACUCCAAACAGGUAUAUCAAACAAAAGAGUAUAAGGAAGAAACAGUCGCAGCGGAAAUGCAUGGCACCUCCAAUUUAGCGAGUUUCCCAAGUUUGAAUCGCUCAGAUUGGCUGACUCCCUCAGAAGAGUCAACAGAGAAAAGAGGGGUGGCCCUUGCAACAGCUACCGAUGGGGACACACCCGAUUGUAACUCUGCAUCCGAACCGCGAAGCAAAAUUGAUUCGAUCACACCGAAGGAUGACACUUGUUCAAUGACAAAAACUCAAAUUAAUGGACUCAACAUUUAUAUGGAUAAUGAUAUCUUCGUAAACCUUCGAGACAAAUCGGAAGCGUUCGGCCCCCUCUUGGCGGACACGAAGAAACACAAGGAGAAAAUUAAAAGGGAGGAGGAGUGUGCAGGAGGUUACUCCAAUGUAGACUUGGUUGACCACUCGUUAGAGGCGUCAUUUGAGGGAACGUCUAAUGAAAAGGAUGAUGUAACAGUGGAAGGUAGUGUUGCCAUGAAUAGGAGAAGGGGGGACACUAUUCAAGUGGAUAGUCACGCAGAGGAGGACAGUCCUCUUCAAACGCACCAAUCGAUUAAUGAUCAGCUAGACCCUUUAACCAUUUCAAAGUGCAAUAUAAAAUUUUUGGACCUUAUUGAAGAGCAAAAUGACAAGGCUUAUAGUUUGGGGAAGCAACACGAUGGGGAAGCUUUUUACACGUCUCGCGAUAAGGUGGAGCGUGUGACAGUUGAGGAGGGCGAAGGAGAGGGUGAUACAUGGAAUGGCCCAGGCGAUACCGCUGUGCCUAGUGAACAGUUGGGUAAGGAGGAAGAGGAAGAUAAUGAGCAUGUAGAGGGGUACCACGAACAGGAGGAAGCAGGGGAAAUGCAAAAAGCUUCCAUCCAUGACAACCUGAAUGAAGCUGAAACGAAGGAAGAACUGGACGAUGACCCAAAUGUCGCGCAGGAUCUACCUCGUACCCAUCAUGAGGGUGAAUCAAACGGGAGUAAACUAUUGUGUAGCAACGAAGGGGGAGACGAAGCAUCCCUACAUGAUAACUUCAAACAUGAUCAUUCCAUGUUUGUCGAUCUGAAUCAGUCCAACACGUUGAAUGAAGAGAGAAGGAAAAGGAAUGAAAAUGUAGACCCCAUGAUAAAUGUUACAAAAAAUUAUGACCCAGUUGAGGAGCAAAACGACGUCACCGUUGGGGUAAAACCAGAAGGUGAAUCACCCAGGAGUGAAAAGGGAGACACGAAAAAGUCACAAAAAGAAUGCGAUUUGUACCUUGAUGAGUUGAAUUUCUCGGAUGUACUUGAAUUUGACAUCGAUUCAAAUAAGUUCAACGCAGAAGAGUUGGAACAGUUUGAACAGGACCUCCUGAAUGCGUAG